AUGGCAUUGUCAACACCACCAUGGUACCAUCCACACCACCCUGGCAUCGUCCACAUCACCAUGGUAUCCUCCACACCACCAUGGCAUCGUCCACACCACCAUGGUAUCAUUCACACCACCAUGGCAUCAUCCACACCACCAUGGUACUAUCCACACCACCAUGGCAUCGUCCACACCACCAUGGUACCAUCCACACCACCAUGGCAUCGUCAAUACCACUAUGGUACCAUCCACAUCACCAUGGCAUCGUCAACACCACCAUGGUACCAUCCACACCACCAUAGCAUAGUCCACACCACUAUGUUAUCAUCCACACCACCAUGGUACCAUCCACACCACCAUGGCAUUGUCAACACCACCAUGGUACGAUCCACACCACCCUGGCAUCGUCCACAUCACCAUGGUAUCCUCCACACCACCAUGGCAUCGUCCACACCACCAUGGUAUCAUUCACACCACCAUGGCAUCAUCCACACCACCAUGGUACUAUCCACGCCACCAUGGUACCAUCCACACCACCAUGUCCACACCACCAUGGCAUCGUCCACACCACCCUGGCAUCGUCCACAUCACCAUGGUAUCGUCCACACCACCAUGGCAUCAUCCACACCACCAUGGUAUCAUUCACACCACCAUGGCAUCAUCCACACCACCAUGGUACUAUCCACACCACCAUGGCAUCGUCCACACCACCAUGACAUCGUCCACACCACCAUGGCAUCGACCACACCACCCUGGCAUCGUCCACAUCACCACGGUAUCGUCCACACCACCAUGGCAUCGUCCACACCACCAUGGUAUCAUUCCCACCACCAUGGCAUCAUCCACACCACCAUGGUACUAUUUACACCACCAUGGUACCAUCCACACCACCAUGUCCACACCACCAUGGCAUCGUCCACACCACCCUGGCAUCGUCCACAUCACCAUGGUAUCGUCGACACCACCAUGGCAUCGUCCACACCACCAUGGUAA
This is a messenger RNA of Entelurus aequoreus (snake pipefish), 975 nucleotides long. Its product is annotated as histidine-rich glycoprotein-like. The coding region runs from base 1 to 975 and encodes 324 amino acids. The record is from RefSeq and is a predicted model, not a curated record. Lineage: Eukaryota; Metazoa; Chordata; Actinopteri; Syngnathiformes; Syngnathidae. The transcript has a single exon.